AUUCCCACCCCCGUUUUCUUCAUCGAUCCUAUCGUCUUCCUUUCUCCCCUCACCUACCUCCCGUCCUCUCCGAUCACCUCAUCGCCGCCAUGGCUACCAUUUCUAAGCUCUCCUGUCCGACCCCGGCCGCCUCACUUUCGUCGUCCUUCAAGUCCAGAUCCUCUUCUUCCCACCUGCCCAUGGUCUUCGUCGAUUUCCGGACCACAGGUGGUUUCAGCUCUAAGCUUUCUUCAUCUAGUCUGUGUGUACGAAGCAACCAUCCUUCCAGAGGCACCUUGGUUGCGAGAUGCUCUAUUUCAGGAAAUGGGAGUCCAACCAAGAAAACUACUCUGCAUGAUCUCUAUGAGAAAGAAGGGCAGAGUCCUUGGUAUGAUAAUCUCUGCCGGCCCGUGACUGAUCUGCUUCCAUUGAUUGCGAGUGGUGUUAGAGGUGUAACUAGCAACCCGGCGAUUUUCCAAAAGGCAAUAUCAUCAUCAAAUGCUUACAAUGACCAAUUUAGAGAACUCGUAGAGUCAGGGAAAGAUAUUGAAAGUGCAUAUUGGGAGCUUGUAGUGAAGGACAUUCAAGAUGCUUGCAAGCUUUUUGAGCCAAUUUAUGAUCAGACACAUGGAGGUGAUGGUUAUGUUUCCGUUGAAGUCUCUCCUAGGCUGGCUGAUGAUACUCAAGGUACAAUUGAGGCAGCAAAAUGGCUUCAUAAAGUGGUCAGUCGUCCCAAUGUGUACAUUAAGAUUCCUGCUACAGCUCCAUGCAUCCCCUCAAUUAAGGAAGUUAUUGCACAAGGCAUAAGCGUCAAUGUCACUCUCAUAUUCUCUCUUGCUCGAUAUGAAGCUGUAAUUGAUGCUUACUUGGAUGGCCUUGAGGCCUCUGGGCUAAGUGACCUCUCUAGGGUUACAAGUGUGGCCUCCUUUUUCGUUAGUCGGGUGGACACCAUGAUUGACAAGAUGCUUGAGAAGAUUGGAACGCCAGAAGCCCUUGAUCUGAGAGGAAAGGCUGCAGUAGCUCAAGCAGCCCUCGCAUACCAGCUCUACCAGAAGAAAUUCUCUGGUCCAAGAUGGGAGGCUUUGGUGAAAAAGGGUGCCAAGAAGCAGAGGCUGCUGUGGGCCUCAACCAGUGUCAAGAAUCCUGCCUAUCCUGACACUUUAUAUGUUGCCCCACUUGUGGGCCCUGAUACGGUUUCAACCAUGCCUGACCAAGCUCUCCAAGCGUUUAUAGAUCAUGGCAAUGUUUCAAGGACAAUAGAUUCAAACGUGUCUGAAGCUGAAGGCAUCUAUAGCGCCCUUGAGAAGUUGGGAGUUGACUGGAGCUAUGUUGGGUCUCAACUUGAACUCGAGGGGGUUGAUGCCUUCAAGAAGAGCUUUGACAGCCUUCUUGACACCCUGCAAGAGAAGGCAAACUCUCUCAAAUUGGUUAGCCUGUAAGCCUUUGUUACAUGCUUGUUUGUUGUCAAUGUCGUGAGUGACUCAAUAAAAUAAGCAGGUUUUCAACCCUGCUAUUAUGUUAGUUAUCUCAAGUGUGUUUAUAAGAUAUGAAUUCUUAUAUCAUAAGGAGGCUUAGUGUUUGGUUAAUGGAAAUUUUCAAUUUUUGC
Molecule: messenger RNA, 1585 nt
Organism: Rubroshorea leprosula
Lineage: Eukaryota; Viridiplantae; Streptophyta; Magnoliopsida; Malvales; Dipterocarpaceae
Source: the annotation of a GenBank genome assembly